UAAAGAUACUCUGGGAAACUCCACUAGACCUCCGUACAACUCCGCUAAACCUACCGAUAUCCCUAGUAAAUAUCCAGACAAUAUUAAACCUACAGAUAUUCCUAGUAAAGAUACUCCGGUCGCAACCUCUACUAAUACUCCCACUAAUACUUUACCCACCACAACUCCGACCAAGAUUCCCGAAGAUAAACAAACAGAUCCCGCUGUUAUAUCAUCGAAUCCAGCACCAAUCCCAACCGAGAAUUCGAAAAUUGCACCAAAUGUCGCAGACAAUUCCCCGAAUGUGGUAAAUUCUGCUGCCGAUUCCUCACCAACUUCUAGUAGUUCGUUGCCAGGAACAACUUUCAGCAUAGCUCCAAUAGGUUUGACGAUAUUUAGUGUGAUAAUUUUAAUUGGUAUUGCGUUUGUUUUAUAUUCGAGAUAUAAAAAUAGUAAAUGGAAAAAACAAUUUCGUCAGAGGCAAGAGGUAGCUGAUUCAAAUAUUGCGAUUGGUAGUAAUGUUUAA
Molecule: messenger RNA, 505 nt
Organism: Scutellospora calospora
Lineage: Eukaryota; Fungi; Glomeromycota; Glomeromycetes; Diversisporales; Gigasporaceae
Source: the annotation of a GenBank genome assembly